UUAAAUUGAUCUGAUUUGGCGGGAAACUAAUAAACUUAGGUUAAUAUUUAUAUUUUGCAAUUUUGGUUAAUACAUAUGUGAAAAAAUACUUUUGAAAUUUAUAUAAAAUAGAAAGGGUAUACUGAUUAUUUGUACGAGAAUGGCAGAUGAGAAAAUUAAGAAAAAAUUGCAAAAUGCAUUUAAGUUGAGCGGUUUCAAUGUUAGACGGGAAUUCUGUGAACUUAUAUUACAAACAUUUAGUACAGAAGGAGUAGAUUUAAGUGAUAAUUCAACAUUUGAUACAAACUUAAGCACCUUGUGUAAUAGUUUAGAAAGUCAAUGCAGUUUUGAAAAGAGUAUUGAGUUAGAAAAUAUACAAAAAGCUAUUAAAUCAUGUUUUUAUAGUGGGUGUGAUACCAAUGAAUCGAUUUUUAAUGUUAUAAAUGCAUUUGACUUCCCCAAACUUAGUUACAAUCCUGACCGUAAACAGUAUUAUUUAGAAAAAACAAAAUCAGUAAUUUUAGCAGAGGCUGAUGUUAAGGCAAAGUUAUUUUUGGAAAGAUAUACCACAGUGCUUCAAAGAACUAAAAGAAAUUUUCAUCUAAAAGGAGAUAUACAGCUGCAAACUGUGGACUAUUUGUUAACAAUUUCCACUAUUACAUUAGAUAGAGUUUUAAUUUUAGGCGCUUUGUUUCAAGUUUCUGAAGGAAAGUGGCAUUUGGAAGAUCCAACUGGAAUGGUGGAGUUAAAUCUACAACAUGCUAAAUUUCAGAUAGGAUUUUUUAGUGAAAAUACCCUAGUUUUAGUAAAUGGUUGUUAUGAAGAUCGCAUUCUUCUGGUCUCUUCAAUAGUGCUACCCCCUGGUGAAGAUUAUAAAAGUUCAAGACCAGUCUUUGGAAAUAUCAAUUACUUUGGAGGGAGUUCAAAUUUACAGUUACGGGAGUCAGCAAGUUUAAAGCAGUAUAUGACACAAAACAAAAAUAAGUUCAUGUUAUUUUUUUCUGAUGUAUGGUUGGAUUAUCCUCAGGUUUUUGAAAAACUCGAACAACUGUUUAAUGGAUUUGAAGAAUACCCUCCAUUAGCUUUUAUUUUUAUGGGAAAUUUUAUGUCGAAUUCCCAUGGUAGUGAAAACAUGGAAGUAUUGAAGAAACUGUUUAAGAGAUUAGGAGAACUUAUUUUUAAAUUUCCUAAUGUAUCGCAGGAAAGCCAAUUCAUAUUUGUGCCCGGUUUGACCGAUCCGUGUUUGACGCAUAUUGCUCCAAGAUUUGCCCUACCAGAUUAUGUAACGACCGAUUUCAAGAAACUCUUGCCCAAAGCUACAUUUACAACAAAUCCAUGUAGAAUCCAGUACUGUACUAGAGAAAUUGUAGUAUUUAGAGCAGAUCUUAUGCCAAAGUUUUUGCAAGGUACUCUACACAAACCAAAGAAGGAAGAACUUUCUGAAUCUAUGAGGAGAACUAUCAUAAGUCAAGGACAUUUGUGCCCAUUAUCUUUAAAUGCAUUACCAGUCCAAUGGGAUUUUGAUUAUUGUAUGAGAUUGUAUCCUCUGCCUGAUUUAGUAGUUAUUGGAGACAAGUAUGAAUCAUAUAAUGAAAAUAAUAAAGACUGUCGUGUCAUCAAUCCAGGUCCUUUUUGUGAAAGCGGUUUCCAAUUUUUAUCAUAUAUUCCAUUUACAAAUACUGUUGACGACUGUGCCUUAUAGCUUUUAGUAAACUUUUAACAUUUAUUUAUACAAUCAAUAUAAAUAAUAAUUUUUAUUUGUUUUAAAUAAAAUUAUAUUUUAUAAAAAAUGAGAAAACUAGUGUGAAGAAAUAAAAUAAUUACAUUACUGUUAA
Messenger RNA from Diabrotica balteata, 1814 nucleotides. The record is from the annotation of a GenBank genome assembly. NCBI's taxonomy places the organism in Eukaryota, Metazoa, Arthropoda, Insecta, Coleoptera, Chrysomelidae.